UAUAUCAACACUAUCAUAAUCACUAUCGUUAUCACUACCACCAUCACUACAAUUAACAACAUAGUAGUGCCCGGCUUUUCCCCCUCCCUCUAUAUGUUUGGGUGAGAGCAUUCUGCUGCAGAGCAACCAUCCUCCACCGACCAACCUGACAGUACAUACACACGCACACACAGACAUAUAUAUUCAUAUACACUCGAUUAACUCAGCAUUUAGUCUUGUAAUAUUCAGAGUGUUGUGGUGUAGUUUACUGCAGACAUUCUAAAGCAAAACUACCAUUCACCUCUUCACCAUACAAAUUCACAAUAAUUAAAGGAAGAAAAAGUAAAGAACUAACAAUGACUCGAUCUUUGAAGUUUUCGGCUAAACUCAGCCCUUCUGAUCCACAAACCACUCCCGUCCGCAUCAUUGGACAAAUCAGGAACUUGAACAAAAUUGGGUACGAUGAUGUCAAAAUGAAGUUGGAGCCUGUGAUUACUGCUGAAAUGUAUUCUACUGCUUUGGCCUCUUUGCGUCCAUCACCAACAGAUUCGUGUCCUCUCUGGUUGAAUAUGGCAUCAAUAGCUGCUCUACCAACUCAGUGCAGCCGUCACAAUACUCCUUCUCGGGCCCAUGCACUCACCAAAUUGGUGAAGAGCUCUUUAACUGGACGUAAAGAAUUCAUUGUGAUGAUCUGUGAGCGUCGAGAUGUGUUGGCAUCAGCUUGCGCUAUUGCACGUGCACUUCCCGAAUAUUCCUGCAAGGCAAGCUGUACAAACAGUGUUUCGCAGUCAGUUACUGUAGAAUUUAUCUUAGUUGGUAAUGACUGUGAAACCCCUCUUGCUGCUAGUGAUUUGGAUUGCCUUCAAACAGUCACAUCUGGCAUUAGACUGGCUGCUAGACUUGUGGAUGCUCCUUGUUCUGAAAUGCAUACUGAUGCCUUUGUGGAUGAAAUUUCUAAAAUUGGUGCUGAAUUAAAUAUUACUCCUCUUAUAAUUCGUGGAAAUGAACUUGCUGAAAAAGGAUUUGGAGGUGUUUACAAUGUUGGUAAAGCUGCAGCUCAUCCACCUGCAUUGGUUGUUCUGAGCCAUAAACCAGAAAAGGCCACAUAUAAUAUAUGUUGGGUUGGUAAAGGAAUUGUCUACGACACUGGUGGUUUAUGUAUCAAAUCUAAGGCAACCAUGCUGGGUAUGAAACGGGAUUGUGGGGGAGCAGCUGCCAUUCUUGGUGCUUUUUAUUCAACUGUCAAGUUGGGCUUCACGGAAAACUUACAUGCCAUCUUCUGCCUAGCGGAAAAUGCCAUUAGUCCUGAUGCACUCCGUCCAGAUGAUAUCAUCAAUAUGUAUUCAGGGAGAACAGUUGAGGUCAACAACACGGAUGCAGAAGGCAGAUUGGUUCUUAGUGAUGGUGUGGCUUAUGCACAAAAAGACCUCAAAGCUGAUAUUGUGAUAGAUGUUGCUACUCUGACAGGGGCUCAGGGAGUGGCAACUGGUCGUUUCCAUGCAGGUAUAGUAACCAAUAAUGAGAAUUGGGAAAAUGCUUGUUUAAAAGCUGGCCGUGUCAGUGGUGAUCUUGUACACGCAAUGCCAUACACUCCGGAAUUGCAUUUUGUUGAAUUUUCUAGUGCUUUAGCUGACAUGAAAAAUUCUGUUGCUGAUCGAAGUAAUGCCCAAGUUUCAUGUGCUGGCCUUUUUAUAGCUUCAAGUUUAGGAUUUGAUUAUUCCGGUAUCUGGUUACAUAUAGAUAUGGCAUUUCCAGUCUAUUCUGGAGAACGUGCUACUGGUUAUGGAGUUGCUCUUCUGGCAACACUGCUUGGAGAGGGUUCUUCAAAUUCCUUGUUGCAGUAUGUAGCACCACCUUUAGUAGAGAACUCAAUGGAUAUUGAAGAAAAUGAAGUCAAAAGAAUUCGCUUAGAAUGAAAACGAAGCAAACACAAACCAAAAAUUGGCAAGCCCUGCCUCUCCUUUGCGUGGAUUUGUUCUAUGCCAUUUGCUUGUACCAAACCAGAAUUUGGGUAGCCAAGCCAAGACUUCCUGUUGCUACUGCUACCUAGCCUUUUUCUCCUCCUUCAUAACAACAACAACAAUUACAACAGCAAAAAUAAUUAUAGUUCAUCACAUAGCAAACCUGUAGACAUUUUAGUGUAUUAAUAAUACUUUCACACACCCUCUCUUGCUCUACCCCUUUCUCACACACAUGUAUACACAUACUGCCUUCCUCCCCUCUCCCCCCUGCUACUUGUUUCUAUCACUCUCUCACUAACCCUGUUCUUCUUGACCCCUUCCAACAGCUAUUUUCCCUCCUUCCCUUCAGUUUCUUUUUGUAUAUCUGUAUUUAAAAGUUAAUAAACAACAACGGAUUCUUGAAUAAGGUGAAUAAUGAUAAAAGUCUGUAUAAGAUUUAUUUUUGUAAAUGAUUAACAUUAUAUAUAUAUAUAUAUAUAUAUAUAUAUAUAUGUGUGUAUGUAUAUGUAUGUAUAUCAUGCCAAGGACCUAUCAUCCUUUAAGGGAUGUUUGCAUCCUAGUCCUCCGGUUUAUACCAGUGUUCAUUAUAUAUAUAUGUAUGUAUGUAUGUAAUAUAUGUAUAUAUAUAUGUGUGUGUGUGUAUAUACAUAUAUGCAUAUAUAUAUGUGUAUAUAUAUAUAUAUAUAUACACACACAUAUAUGUAUAAAUACAUAUAUGUAUAUAUAUAUACAUAUAUAUGUGUAUAUAUAUAUACAUAUAUAUUUAUGUAUUAUAUAUAUAUAUAUAUAUGUAUUUAUACAUAUAUAUGUCUGUAUAUAUGUAAUGCAUCCAUAAAUACAUUCACACAUCAUCAUUUAACACCCAUGUUUCUUGGUUGCAUGCUUCAAUCGUAUUUGAUUAGACUGAAGACUGUGUUAGUCUCCAGUGUCUGGCUUGCCAAGGUUUCUACAGACACUGAAAACCAGCACAGUCCUCAGGUUAAUCUGAUACUGUUGAACCAUCCAGCUCAUGCCAGCAAGGAACAUGCAUGCUAAAUGAUAUAGAUAUACAUAAAUAUAUAUAUAUAUAUAUGUAUGUAUAUUUGAAGCUGAAGAUUACAUGCUUAUGCUGCAAAUGAAAUCUCUCCAUAGCUGCUUCAUUAGGUUGUGUAGGGAAAAAAAUGUAUGGCUAAUCUGAAUGGAAUCAUCCUCACAUUUUGCCACACUACUUGGAUGAAUCCAUGAUGAUAAAACUCAAACCUAUAAACCAUGUAAUCUUUACCUUCAAAUAAAUAUAUUACAGUCUACUAUUAAUUAUUAAUAAACAUACAAGUGUUUGUAUGCAUUUGUGUGUGUGUGUGUUUAUAUAUAUAUAUUGUUCCGCUUGGGGAUGGUCAUAUUUUGCCAAUUAAACACGUACUAUUUAUUUGAUCUUCAUUUUAGCUUUAUUAUUAUUAUUAUCUUUAGUUUCUUUGUCAAAGCUCUUUCUUCACACAUUUUAUGACCUCUUCAGCAACACUCUAUCUCACAUGUCUCCUCUUAUUCUGCUUCUUCCAUUUUGUGUUUCUUACCACAGAAUGUCUGAUGAAAGAACUUUAACAAAGAAACGAAAAUAAUAAUAAUGAAGUGAAGACCAAAUAUUGUGCAUGUGUUUAAUUGGCAAAAUGUGACUAUCCUUAAGUGUAACAAUAUCUACAUCAAGAACCUUGCAAAACAAAUACACACACACAAUUGUUAACACUAUUAUUAUUUAAAAUAUGGAGAUAUUUGAUGUAUUUGAUUAUUGAAAAUGUUUAUGCACAAAUGUUUAUUACGUUUUAUGAUAAUAUAUAGCAAACACUAUCUUAUUUUUUAUUGUAUUUUAGUUUUAUAUUUACUUUUAUUGACUACUCUGGGACUAAUACCUUCAUCUGUUUGAAUCAAUUUAUUAUUAUUAUUAUUAUCAUCAUCAUCCAGGCAGAGAGCUGGCAGAGUUGUCAAUGUGCUGGACAAAAUGCUUUUGCAGCAUUUCCUCUGGCUCUUUGCAUUCUGACUGAGUUCAAAUCCUGCUGAGGUUGACCUUGCCUUUCAUUCUUUUGGGAUUGAUGAAAUAAGUUAUCAGUUGAGCACUGGGGUCGAUUUAAUCAACUAGUCCACCUUCCCCUAAAAUUGUCGGCCCUGUGGCAAAAUAAGAAUUAUUUAAAUCAUUGAGCUGACAGAAUUGUUAGCACACUGGAUAAAAUUCUUAGCACCAAAUGGUGUCUGAUUUUACAUUCUGGGUUCAAAUUCUGUUCAGGUCAACCUUGCCUCUCAUCCUUUUGGGUUUGUGUAACUGGCCUGCCCUUCCCCUACCAAUUUCAGGCCUAGUACCUAUAGUAGAAAAGAUUACUAUUAUUAUUAUUUUCUUUUUAAUUUCCUGCCUAAAACAAAUCUUUUUGUUACUUCUCAUGUCAUCCAAACAGGGAUUUGGGAAUCUGGGAUUGUUAUUUGUGAGUCUAGAAAAAAAAAAUUUGAAACCUUUUAAAAAUAGUGUUAGCACAAUUUGCACAAAAUUUCUCACAGGAGUCACAAUGAAAAUGCUUGUGCUGCUGUGACUCCCCACCAAUCUAUUUUUUCUUCUUAUUUUUUUAUUUUUAUUUUUUUAUUUCAAAAAUCUCUUUUUCCUCCACUUCUGAUUUACAAAAUUGAAAGAAAAGAAAGAAGAAAAAACAAAAAAAUUAUGUAAACUAAAAAAAAAACUGAUUCAGGACUUUGUUUUUGGCUUUUGUCCUCGUCUUUUUAAAGGAAAAUUCAACAAAAAUAAAAUUCUUUUUAAUGCACUCUU
Messenger RNA from Octopus bimaculoides (California two-spot octopus), 4722 nucleotides. RefSeq names its product putative aminopeptidase NPEPL1. Gene Ontology annotation, molecular function: metalloaminopeptidase activity; manganese ion binding. NCBI's taxonomy places the organism in Eukaryota, Metazoa, Mollusca, Cephalopoda, Octopoda, Octopodidae. Gene Ontology annotation, biological process: proteolysis. Gene Ontology annotation, cellular component: cytoplasm. The record is from RefSeq and is a predicted model, not a curated record.